AUGAUCUUCGAUUUAGCCUACUGGACAAUGGCGGAUAACAGUGACGCGGAUAAUUUGCAAAACGUAUUUGGUCACUGUCAAUUGAGAAUAAUGUAAUAGUAAAUUUUUAUAAGGAUAUUCCGAAAUUGACGCUCCACGACUACGAGGGAGACGAUGAUAGCGAAGAGGGAGAAACCACCAGUGCAAAUGCAAAUCCAAAAAGAAAAGUGAUAAAAUGUUAGGUUUUUCGAAAUAAUGCUUUUAAUUUCAGCUUUCCCGCGAAAAAGUUUUCGAAAACGGAAAUAGUGAGAUGCAGGAUUCCGAUAAAAACGGCGAAGCCGAAAACUACACGAACACCGUCAAAGAAGCGGGCUACCGUGACUGGCGGAAUGCCAACAAUGAUGCACUGUUUGAGGACAACGACAGCUGCCUCAGGAGGCUGUUGCCGACGCCGCGCAAAGAGCCGACGGUCGACAAUGAAGAAGAGUAUGACGCCGAUUCGGAGAAUUCUGAUGAAGAGAACAAGUGA
Molecule: messenger RNA, 508 nt
Organism: Caenorhabditis sp. 36 PRJEB53466
Lineage: Eukaryota; Metazoa; Nematoda; Chromadorea; Rhabditida; Rhabditidae
Source: the annotation of a GenBank genome assembly